GAGAGCUAUUAUAAUAUCCUCGUGCAAUUGCACGCUCGCGACUGUAGGCUAAACGGUGUCCGUGCACGCUGUACUCCCGAGCCGCAAGAUUUUCGAUCGGCAAGAAUCGGUUGACAUACUUUUUUUUUUUUUUUCCCAACAGCGGUACACCGUAGCAUCAGUUUUGUUGUUUGGGGAGUUUUAUCCGUUACAAUGGCUCGCAUGAGGACUACAGACAAGGCCAAGCCGACGAUCGUCGCACUGGUGGUACUCGCGCUGUUGGCCAGAAGCGGGACCGCACGUAAGUACUUCAUAGAAGUCGUGUAUCCCGACGAGGGUGGGUGCAUAGCGCCGAGCGGCGUAAGGGGUAAUUGCAUAAACAUCAACAACUGCCCUGGUAUUUUGUCUCUGCUGAAAACGAGGCCCGUGAGCCCGGAUGCCAUGGGACGAGUGCUCAAGUCGCAGUGCGGCUUCGAGGGCAAGACCCCGAAAGUUUGCUGCGAGAGAAACAUCACCCCGACGGAGCGGCCCGUGCAGCCGGUGGACGACACGCAACCUCCGGACGUGACCAAACACCCGAACUUGCGUCUGUUGGGUUACAAGAACUGUGGGCCAUUCAACUCCGACAAAAUCAUCGGUGGCAACGUCACCCGCAUCAACGAGAUACCCUGGAUGGCCCUGUUGUCUUACGACACUGGCAAGGGCCGGCCCGAGUUCCGCUGCGGUGGCUCCAUCCUCAACAAGCGCUACAUCCUCACGGCCGCCCAUUGCGUUGCUCAGUUGCCUCCUGGGCUGCGACUGAUAGGCGUGCGCGUGGGCGAGCACGACUUUGCGAAGGAAAGGGACUGCGAGGCCGUGGGCACUUCCGAGGAAGUUUGCGCGGAGCGAUACCAGGACUUUCAAAUCGAGAGCGUCACGUCCCACGAAAAGUACUCGACGGUCAACUACCACAACGACAUCGCCAUCAUCCGAGUGAAUCGCGACAUCGACUUCCGGCCGGACAACGUCAAGCCGGUUUGCAUGCCGAUCGGCUCGUCAGCCAAAAUCUCGUCGAAAAAGCUGAUGGUGACCGGUUGGGGCGUGACGGAGCAGAGGAUCGCGAGCACGGUGCUGCUCAAGAUCUACCUGCCGAUUUAUUCUCAGGACGAGUGCGCCAAGACGUACCAGAGACAAGCGGCAAUUUGGCACAAGCAGAUCUGCAUUGGUGGGGAACAGGGCAAGGACUCGUGUAGCGGUGACUCUGGUGGGCCCCUGGUCGCCCCGUCGGUUUACAACGGCACGCCUCGUUACGUUCAGUACGGCGUCGUCAGUUUUGGCAUCAAAUUGUGCGGGACCCAAGGCUUUCCGGGCGUUUACACGAGACUUAACUUCUACCUCGAUUGGCUUCUCGAUAAUAUGCGCGAUUGACGACCACGACGAGACAAUGAUGAUGAUGAUUGUUACUUAUUUUUAUAUCCUUCCGAUGAUGGUGCGUUUGAACUACAUGCCAAAAUAACGACUUGUUUUGCAUUUGUUUGCUUCGCUCUUUUUUCCUUACCUUUUUUUUGCGCUCAACCGCGUCAUUGUAUGAGCUAUCAUUCUAUACUUGGACGUGCACCAGUGCGCGAUGAGCGCCGUUUUUGCGCGAAAACAAAAAAAGACUUUUUUUUUGUCUUUCAUUCAUCAUCGAUAUCGACGCAUUCUUCCGUGAGUGUGUUUUUUUUUGUUAUCCGUAGAGGUGCGUAAAAGUAAAGAGCCCCCGAGGCUUGUGUUAUUCUUGACUGAUUGGAUGAUGGAUAUGUUGUUUAACGCAUCGUACGUCUCGUGUGGCUUAGUUAUUAAAAGUGCGAUUUAUUCUAAGUAUUGUACGCACACGCUUAUGUAAAUAAUAUUUGUUAACAAAGAAAAAUUUCGAUUAUUUGCGAGAUGAAAUUUUAAUUCAAUUCAUCGACAAUACUCAUAUAUGUUUCAUCGAACGUGUACUCAAUAAUUUAUUUUUCGUUGUUUUAUUGCUGUAAUAAUUACUAUUAUUAUUGUUAUUUUAUUUACAGUCUUUGGUUGUGAAACUCGGAGGUAUUUUUUUGCGAAUCCUUAAAUAUCAAGUAUGCGUACACGUCCAUAAACUAUUAAUAUAUAAUACAAGCUGCAAACGUAUUAUAUGUUUUAUAAUUAAUAUUGCACUUGGUACUUAUAUCUAUAAUAUAAUAUUAAAUUUUUUGUUGUUGUUGUUUUUUUCAUCCAUAAAAAAAAAUAAGACUGCGCGUAUUUGUAAACGCAUUACCAAGCAACAAUAAAAUAUUUACGAUAAAAUGAACACAAACAUUUAACAACGAUACAUUGUUGGAGAACCCAUUUGUAUGACAAUUCUAUUGAUCGUAUGUAUUUAAAAGGUCAAUACAGUACUACCACUUAAAA
Copidosoma floridanum is the source of this 2373-nucleotide messenger RNA. Its product is annotated as serine protease ea-like. NCBI's taxonomy places the organism in Eukaryota, Metazoa, Arthropoda, Insecta, Hymenoptera, Encyrtidae. Gene Ontology annotation, biological process: proteolysis. Gene Ontology annotation, molecular function: serine-type endopeptidase activity. The record is from RefSeq and is a predicted model, not a curated record.